Molecule: messenger RNA, 490 nt
Organism: Drosophila suzukii
Lineage: Eukaryota; Metazoa; Arthropoda; Insecta; Diptera; Drosophilidae
Product: collagen, type I, alpha 1b
Source: RefSeq, a predicted model, not a curated record
CUGAACUUUCAAAAUCAGUCGCAUUACUUCCAAGACAAAAUGAAGAUUUCCCUAGCCGUUCUUGGCCUAUUUUUGGCUUUCUUCUGCAGCUCGCAAGUUACAGCAGCAGCUCAUUUCCUUCAACCGCCGACAGUCACCUUCUGCAAAUAUUUUCCUGAAUUCUUUUUGUGUCAUGACAAGGGUAAUGGCUCAGAUGGAUCGGGGCCAGGUGGACCGGGAGGACCAGGUGGACCAGGAGGACCAGGUGGACCAGGAGGUCCAGGCAAUGGAACUGCAGGACCUGGAAACUCCACCAAUGGAGCUCCUGGAAACGCCACCAAUGCAACUCCUCCUCCUGAAGGUAGUGCCCGAGUUUUUAUAGUACCAUCCGAAUUAUUCGAUUAAUCUGAAUAUCAAAGGUUUCCUGGCUUUAUAAAUAUUAUUGUGAACUUUAUCCUAAAUUUUUUGGUGGCAUGUCAAUUCCCUUAAUAAACAAUUCCCGAAUAUAAUA